Messenger RNA from Molossus molossus (Pallas's mastiff bat), 7371 nucleotides. RefSeq names its product mastermind like transcriptional coactivator 2 (gene MAML2). Bases 1299 to 4634 code for a protein of 1111 amino acids. Lineage: Eukaryota; Metazoa; Chordata; Mammalia; Chiroptera; Molossidae. Gene Ontology annotation, molecular function: transcription coactivator activity. The transcript has 5 exons. Gene Ontology annotation, biological process: Notch signaling pathway; positive regulation of transcription of Notch receptor target. Gene Ontology annotation, cellular component: nuclear speck; nucleoplasm. The record is from RefSeq and is a predicted model, not a curated record.
UGCAGCUUGCUGGCUCUCUCUUUCUCCCUCUCUGUCUCACUCUCUUUCUCUCCCUCUCCUAUCGGAGCACAAUGAAAGCCUGUGUAUCGCCGUGACUCCGGGCAGUGGAGCCAGUGUCAGCAAAGCGGCUAACAACAGACGGGAAAGAGAAAGGAAAAUACAAGCUACUUUUCCCCCCCAUCUAUAAAGCGGAGCAAUACGAGAGAGAGAACCACAUUGCUUAUUGCGAGUCCAGACCCUCAGAUCCACUGGCCGGGAUGGAAUGUACAAAAGUGGACAGAAAAGUGGCUGGACAUGACUCGGUGCAAUUUGCUGGAAGUUUGUAAGUUUGACCAUCGUUUGUAAAUUACUCUCGGAAGAGUUUGUCUCUCUUGAUACUGUAUUAGAAUAGAGCCGGGGUGAGGAAUAGAAACGUAAGCGGGAAAGAAAAAAAAAUGUGUUGAAGGAUCUCAGUGGCUAGCGACUCUUCAGACUGCUUUCAUUUAAGGCUAGGAAACCUUAGAGGGAGUGAGGAUUUUACCGGUGAUUGGAUUAGCUGGAGAGAAAAGCAUGGUCCAAAAGUCCAAUUACUGACAUUGUUAACAAUUGAAAAGCCGUCUCCCUCUUUUGGGAGAAGACACCCUACUGUCCCCCCAAAGAGGAUAAAACACCGGAGCGAAGGGAAAGGGAAGAGAAAUUAAAAGCCAAAAGACGGUCUCUUGAUUUUUGUAUGUUUUGAACAUUGACUUCAAAAAUCUUCUGAAACAGCACUUUUUUGUAACCUGAGGAAAAGUAAAGGCUGCGGCUUACAUAGACCAUGGCAGAAAUGCGUUUCUCUGCAGAAACAUCCCCAUAAAGAAUUUUCUGAAACAACUAGGUGAGGGGGAGUCCAGCCCCCUAUUAAUACCUCUCUCAGUUCCCUUCGCUGUCUCUGUCUCUGGCUUGACAAUCCCUGAGUUCUUGCUGUAACCCCAGACUGUGUGGUGACAGAGUACCUGGUGGCCGCUGUCAGCUUGGCGCGGGGGUAACCCCGCCAAACUCUGUCCACCUUCUCCAGCGCUGUCAAAUGCAAUUAGAGUAAGUUGAUCAGGGCUCCUUUCCAACUUAUCCUUUGCGAUUGGUUUCUGUUCUUGCUCCUCAUCCUCUUUUGACUGAGCUCCUCCCCCACACCUUCGCCACUGCUCCCCCCAACCUCUGAAGACCUCUAUUCAUGUGGCCCUGAACACUGAGCUCACAUUGUCCAAAACAGCCUGCAAUAGCCAGCAGUAGCCUCCUUCCAUCUCACCAUCCCAAAGGCAGCAAUCAUUGUGUCCACGAAGAUGGGGGACACAGCGCCCCCGCAGGCCCCCACAGGAGGGCUAGGGGGGGCCCCUGGGGCGGGGCUCCUUGGAGGGGGCUCAGUCCCCCCAAGAGUGCACAGUGCUAUUGUGGAGCGCCUCCGGGCUCGGAUCGCCGUCUGCCGCCAGCACCACCUGAGCUGUGAAGGACGCUAUGAACGUGGUCGAGCUGAGAGCUCAGACCGGGAAAGAGAGAGCACCUUGCAGCUCCUGAGCCUCGUCCAGCAUGGCCAGGGGGCAAGGAAGACUGGCAAGCACACCAAGGCCACUGCAGCUGCUGCCACCACGACAGCUCCUCCGCCGCCCCCUGCUGCGCCUCCUACAGCCUCCCAAGCAUCGGCGACAGCAGCCCCACCGCCCCCACCAGACUAUCACCAUCACCACCAGCAGCACCUGCUGAACAGUAGCAAUAAUGGUGGCGGUGGUGGGAUCGAUGGGGAGCAGCAACCACCAGCUUCAACCCCCGGGGACCAGAGGAACUCAGCCCUGAUUGCGCUCCAGGGCUCCUUGAAAAGAAAACAGAUAGUGAACCUGUCUCCUGCCAACAGCAAGCGGCCCAACGGCUUUGUUGACAACUCAUUCCUUGAUAUCAAAAGAAUCCGGGUCGGGGAGAACCUCUCUGCAGGACAAGGGGGCCUCCAAGUAAAUAAUGGACAAAGUCAAAUCAUGUCAGGGACCUUGCCCAUGAGCCAAGCACCCCUGAGAAAGACUAACAAUCUGCCGCCCCACACACCUUCUCCUGGCAAUGGCAUCUUUAACAUGGGCUUGAAAGAAGUGAAGAAGGAGCCAGGAGAGACUCUGUCUUGCAGUAAGCACAUGGAUGGCCAAAUGACCCAGGAGAAUAUUUUUUCUAAUAGGUACGGAGAUGACCCAGGAGAGCAACUGAUGGAUCCUGAACUUCAGGAACUGUUCAAUGAACUGACCAACAUAUCUGUGCCUCCUAUGAGUGACCUUGAGUUGGAGAACAUGAUCAAUGCCACCAUAAAGCAGGAUGAUCCAUUUAACAUUGACUUGGGUCAGCAAAGCCAGAGGAGCACCCCCAGGCCCUCCUUGCCUGUGGAGAAGACAGUGAUCAAAAGUGAAUACUCACCUGGUCUGACCCAGGGCCCAUCGGGCUCUCCUCAGUUGAGGCCCCCAUCGGCUGGCCCUGCAUUCUCCAUGGCCAGCUCUGCCUUGUCCACUUCAUCCCCGAUUCCUUCGGUCCCUCAGAGCCAGGCUCAGCCGCAGACAGCCUCAGGAGCAAACCGGGCCCUGCCAAGCUGGCAGGAAGUAUCCCAUGCCCAACAGCUCAAACAGAUAGCUGCCAACCGUCAGCAGCAUGCCAGGAUGCAGCAGCACCAGCCCCCCAACUGGUCAGCCUUGCCCUCUUCCACUGGGCCAUCUCCAGGCCCAUUUGGGCAGGAGAAAAUCCCUAGCCCUUCUUUCGGUCAGCAGCCAUUCAGCCCACAGAGCUCCCCCAUGCCUGGGGUAGCUGGCGGCAGCAGCCAGUCAAAAGUCAUGGCAAACUACAUGUACAAGGCCAGCCCCUCGGCCCAGGGAGGGCACCUGGACGUGCUCAUGCAGCAGAAGCCUCAGGAUCUCAGUCGCAGUUUUAUUAACAGCUCGCACACGGCCAUGGAGCCCCGUCUUGGCAACACCAAGCCUUUGUUCCAUUUUAACUCAGAUCAAGCAAACCAGCAGAUGCCUUCUGUUUUGCCUUCUCAGAACAAACCUUCUCUCCUACACUACACCCAGCAGCAGCAGCAGCAGCAGCAGCAGCAGCAGCAGCAGCAGCAGAGCUCGAUUUCAGCUCAGCAACAGCAGCAGCAGCAGCAACAACAACGACAGCAGCAGCAGCAGCAGCCACCUGCCCAGCCCACCCAACCGCUAUCGAACCAGCCUUUGCUAAGGUCACCCUUGCCACUUCCACAAAAGAUCCUGCUUCAGAAAAUGCAGAAUCAGCCCGUCACAGGCCUGGGAUACCAAGUCUCCCAACAACACAGACAGGAUCAACACUCUGUGGUAGGCCAGAACACAGGCCCCAGUCCAAGUCCCAACCCCUGCUCAAAUCCAAACACUGGAAGUGGUUACAUGAACUCCCAGCAAUCCCUGUUGAAUCAGCAAUUGAUGGGGAAGAAACAGAGUCUGCAGAGGCAGAUCAUGGAGCAGAAACAGCAGCUUCUCCUGCAGCAGCAGAUGCUGGUGGAUGCGGAGAAACUUGCUCCACAAGAUCAGAUAAACCGACAUUUGACGAGGCCACCCCCAGAUUACAAAGACCAAAGAAGAAGCGUGGGCAACAUGCAGCCUGCGGCUCCGUAUUCUGGUGGCUCAUCAACAGUGAGUUUAAACUCUAACCAGACUUUGGCAAACCCAGUUUCAACACACGCCAUUUUAACUCCAAAUUCCAGCCUCAUGUCUACUUCCCAUGGAACAAGAAUGCCAGCAUUAUCCACAGCAGUUCAGAACAUGGGGAUGUAUGGAAAUUUGCCUUGCAAUCAACCUGGCACAUACAACGUCACGUCAGGAAUGAAUCAACUGACCCAACAGAGAAACCCAAACCAACUGAUAGCAAAUCAAAACAACCCUCUAAUGCCGCGGCCUCCUACCUUAGGGCCAAGUAGUAACAAUAAUGUGGCCACUUUUGCAGCUGGACCUGUUGGCAAUUCACAACAACUGAGACCAAAUUUAACUCAUACUAUGGCAAGCAUGCCAUCUCAGAGAACAUCAAACGUAAUGAUCACAUCCAACACAACAGCACCAAACUGGGCCUCCCAAGAAGCAACAACGAAACAGCAGGAAGCCAUGAAGUCCACAGGAGUCCGCUUUCCCACAGGUACACCUGCAGCCUAUACCCCAAAUCAGUCAUUGCAACAGGCAGUAGGGAGCCAACAAUUUUCCCAGAGGUCAGUGGCUCCUCCUAAUCAGAUAACACCAGCAGUGCAAAUGAGACCUAUGAACCAAAUGGGCCAGACACUGAAUGGACAAACCAUGGGUCCACUUAGAAGUCUGAAUCUCAGACCCAAUCAGCUGAGCACACAGGUUUUGCCUAAUUUGAACCAGUCAGGAACAGGGUUGAGUCAGUCAAGGACAGGCAUAAGCCAGCCACCAUCUCUGACACCUGGCAAUUUUCCUUCACCCAACCAAAGUUCCAGGGCUUUUCAAGGAACUGACCAUGGCAGUGACUUAGCUUUUGACUUUCUCAGCCAACAGACUGAUAACAUGGGCCCUGCCCUAAACAGUGAUGCUGAUUUCAUCGAUUCUUUAUUGAAGACAGAGCCUGGUAAUGAUGACUGGAUGAAAGACAUCAACCUUGAUGAGAUCUUGGGGAACAACUCCUAAAGGAGCCAAGGGAGAAAACUCACCAUCUCCAAGCACUAAAAGGCAGUAUUUCACCAGGACUCUGGAAAGGCCAACUGUUGACUUUUAGUUGAGCUACAUGAAGAUACCAUGGCCUAAAAAUGGAGAGCAAUAGUGACCGUGGUGGUGAACAUUUUGGUCCAAACGCUUGUUUGAAAUCUCAAACCGGAAAAUAAAACAUUGGGAUCACCUUUCCCCGUCUAAACUCCAGGACACAGUAUCCGAUUUAUCCAAACAGAACUGUGAUGUUGAUGUGUAAUUAGCUGUGUAAAAUAGGCUUCCCAAGCUCCUUUUCUCCCUGAAAGAGAAGUAAUACAACUUGUAGCUUGUUGAAAUCCCAUGUCAUGCGGAGGCAUUCGUUCCAAGCAACAAGUGACAUGUUCCUUAAUUUGCUCUAAUGAUAUAAGUAUGGUUUAAUCUUUCCACUUUAUCUGUUCAUUUAGUUGUCCUAAAACUUCCUAGAUUGAAAUGUUAUAAGUUUCUUUGGAGUAGCCAAACAUUGUCCUAAGUAAAGAAUAGACAGAGAACUAGAGAACACCCCGUGAACUGUGGAAUAUCUUCCCCAGAUUCACCCCUCACUUUUUCAGUUUUCCCAACUAUCUUGUAUUUCAGUGAGAUGCUGUGUGGAAACCUUGAAACAUGAAUACACAGCUGUCCAACUCUAUUUGGGCUUCCACAACCAAUUUCUGAAUCCGUUUCCAAGUCUUAGAUACAAUCACGACCAGUCGGAAUCAUACUGAAGUAUUAGUGCACAUGUGUUGACAUCAGAUUUCACUGUUUUAAAAAAGAAAGCACCCCAUGGGCAUUGCUAUAAAGGAGAUUUGUUUGGCCACAAAUAACCUGGGGUGUUGCUCAUUGAAAUGGUCCUGCUAGUUAACUCCCAAGCUGAAUGAAAUCAAGUCUGGUCCUCCCUGAUUAUUUUGAUGACUAGAGACUGAUUUAUUAAAAAAAAAGGAAGUUUUGAGGUCAAAACUGAGAUUGGAAGAUACCGUGUUUGGGUUGAAGAUAAGAAGCAAAAGAUCAGACCAGGGAUGGCAGGUAUGGGGGUACAAGUCUAUUUCAUAGGGUUUGAAGGGAAGCAUAAUUGAGAGAGAAAAUAAUCUGUCCUUAUUUGGACAUAUUAUGUGGGCACACAGCUAAAUGGAGUGUGAUCUGUUAGUAGCAGUCUGUUCAUUCUUCUGUCCCUGAUGUGAUGAAUCAUUGCCACAUGCUAGAUGGACCCUUCAUAUCCAGGGUUUUUCCCUCAGGGUUCAACACUGUAUCAAAGAAAGAGUUUCUGUUGAGUCAUGUAACCUCAGUGCCCACACACAGAUCAGCUGUAAAAUGGAGAAGAUGUGUGCUGAUUUGAGAUGGAUGCAAAAUAUCACUGUCAUCUUCCUCAUUACAGAGGAACACAGAUCAGCUUCCGCUUUUUUAGUUAUGUACUCACAUAUUCAAUAAUCAAAUGUUAUUCAACUGAAGUCAUUUAAUAACUAAAUCUUUAAAUAUCUAUUCUGAAAAAGAAUACAUUUUGAAAGUUCUACGAAACCCUCUCCCAAUCUUUAAAAUGUCUAGAAGCACUCUCUGUUACACAACACCAACAUCAGUGGCCCAGAAUCCUUUCUGUGCUAGGUUGUAAAUAUAAAUGAAUUUCUUGUUUUGUAAACUUUUGUAAAGAAUAUUUUGGUAGAAAUACUUAAAACAUAUUCUUUGGGUUAUAUUUAUACUUAUGUGAAAUAAAUAUACUAUCAAAAGGUUAUAUUUUAUACAAAAAGUAAAUUGUUACCUUUUGUAUGCUAAUAUACAAAGUUUUGUAUAAUAUGAUGGUUUAUUUUUAGCUCUACACUUAAUCCAUAGGUGGUCAAGUGGGAACUUUUAAAAACUAUCAAGAGGCUUGUUAGACAAAUUUAUAUUCUGAAACCUCAAUAAGAAAGCAUUCCAGGUUUCAAUCCUUACCUUUUUAUUUUUAUUGUUUUGCUCCGAAAUUCUUUUUUAAACCCAUAGGUCUUGUGUCUUGUUUGAUUCUUCUGCUGUGCACAUUGUAUUGGUCCUUGUUGCAUGUGGUCUACUGUGUGUUUUCCCAUUUUAUAGAACAGUGUUUCUCCAUGCAAAAAUGUAAGGAAAAGUUAUGUACAUAGAAACACUUUUAUUUGAUGGUUCCUCCAUCUUACUGUAUAUAUCUGCCAGCACUUCCCAGUUACACUCCCCUGACUCAGCUUAUUUUUACCCUAACAUAAAUAGUAUGUUUUGUAGUAGCUAUCAAAUUUAAGAGAUAAAGCAAUCAGAAUGUUUGGAUUUUCUUCUAUCUUAAUGUGAAUUUUAUAAUUAAUGUCUAUUUAUUCAGCUAUUCAUUAAAAUACAGGAUUCUUUGGGAAAAAAAAAUGGUGUAGUCUAUAGUUUCUGUUUGUUGGCAGCCUACUACCAAAGAUGACGUAAUUUUCCUGAAAGCUGAGAUAAUGACAAUUUGAUAGACAUAUGUAGCCAAAACUUUACAAUUUACAACUUAAAAACCUAUUGGAAUACGAUAUCUCAUUUAUAGAAAUACCAGACUACGUCAUUGUUGGCAUUGCUUCUCAUUCUGACAAUAUUUUAAAGGAGAUAGAAGUAAUUUUUCUUUUUUAAUUCAAAGACUUAGAAAGCAAUAUACGCAAAUAAUUCAUUUUCGGCUGUGUGUUGAGCCCAAUGAAGAUAAAUAACUCUGCUCUACGUGAAUGCACUAAUAUUACUUGCAUUACUGUAA